AUGCGGCUCUCCCAGCCUUGUAUCGCCCCACAAACUCAAGGGACUGGCAAUCGCAGUAGGAAUAGCCGCAUUGACACCCUGCAGGAGCAAGCAGACAGUUUAGUCACUCAGGUGGCAUUAAUGAAGAGAAGUAGUCAUGACAACCUACCUUUUCGAACACCGAAACAUCAAUUUCACUUCAGCCAAGACGAUUCAGGCUAUAGCAAUCAUCAUGAGUUACCUGCUGGAAACUCGCCGUCAGGGAUGGAUGCAGAAGUGGAUUUUAUCUCUCGUGGGCUUUUCACUCUCCUAGAAUGUGAAGAGUUUUUGGCAGAUUUUCGCUUGCAUAAAAUGCCCCUGUUUCCUUUCGUCAUAAUUCCCACUCAGCUGGGUGUUCCGACACUUCGGCAGCAAUUUCCCUUUCUCCUGCUGUGCAUCGUGACCGCCUGCCUGGAGCACAAACCAUCGUUACAACUAAAAAUGGAACAAGAAGUCAGGAGGUCCAUCGCCGCUCGCUUGGUAGCCAACUUGGAGAGGAGCUUGGAUCUGCUCUUAGGGCUUUUGGUCCACGUUGCCUGGAGUUAUUAUCACUGGCCUAUCUAUGAUUCCCAGUGUUUCAUGUUUCUGCAAAUGGCGGUCAUGAUUGUUGGGGAUCUAGGCCUGGACAAAGGAGACUUGAAUAGGCAGGCUUCUCCGUUUAGCAGCCAGGUUGCUAACCAGGUAGAGAUUGAUAGCGAUUGCUGGACCUCAGCGGCACAGCGGGCUCUUCCCGGAUGUUAUUAUCUCUGUUCGAGGUCACUGUUCUUUCGAGGACAGCUAGCCAUGAAGUAUACUGAACGGAUCAAACGGUGCGCUGAGAUGCUUGCACUAAAGGCAGAAUACCCUACCGAUGUAGUGCUCGGGGUAUAUACAAAGGAGUACACACGCUUCAGGACUGAUUGGUCGCUUGUUGGGAAGCAUUUUUCGGGAGCAGAUGAGAGCAUGGCCUGGCGGAAGCUAUCUGGCUCCCUCGCACUGCAGCAAAAGCAUACAGAGGAACUUCUCCGUAACCAAAAUCUUUGGGAUAACUGGGCUGUGCGCCUAGAGCUUAGUGCAACAUCAUUACUAGUUCUUGGACGGCACCACUGCACUCCCUAA
Messenger RNA from Aspergillus luchuensis, 1116 nucleotides. RefSeq lists its product as uncharacterized. Gene Ontology annotation, cellular component: nucleus. Gene Ontology annotation, molecular function: transcription cis-regulatory region binding; DNA-binding transcription factor activity, RNA polymerase II-specific. The coding region runs from base 1 to 1116 and encodes 371 amino acids. NCBI's taxonomy places the organism in Eukaryota, Fungi, Ascomycota, Eurotiomycetes, Eurotiales, Aspergillaceae. The transcript has 5 exons. The record is from RefSeq and is a predicted model, not a curated record. Gene Ontology annotation, biological process: regulation of DNA-templated transcription.